This is a messenger RNA of Ochotona curzoniae (black-lipped pika), 738 nucleotides long. RefSeq names its product glyoxalase domain containing 5 (gene GLOD5). The coding region runs from base 60 to 539 and encodes 159 amino acids. The record is from RefSeq and is a predicted model, not a curated record. Lineage: Eukaryota; Metazoa; Chordata; Mammalia; Lagomorpha; Ochotonidae. The transcript has 4 exons.
CACCGCCCACAGGCAAGAAGGUUGUCUGGAAGCCCCAGGGUAAGAAUACCUACCCUGCCAUGCUGCGUCUGCCCUUCAGGCUGCCAGUUAGAAUGUGGAGCAGGACUUUGGAAAAACAGGCACGCAGCAGCAGCAGUCAGACCCCCUCCCGGUGUCUUAUCCACAGACUUGACCACAUUGUGAUGACAGUAAAGAGCAUCCAAGAUACCACCACGUUUUAUUCCAAGAUCCUGGGCAUGGAGGUCACGACGUUCAAGGGAAAUCGGAAAGCACUAUGUUUUGGAGACCAGAAAUUUAAUCUCCAUGAGAUGGGAAAGGAAUUUGAGCCUAAAGCCGCUCACCCAAUUCCUGGCUCCCUAGACAUAUGUCUGAUCACAGAAGUGCCUUUGGAGGAAAUCAUCCAGCACCUCAAGGACUGUGACAUCCCCAUUGAGGAGGGUCCAGUGCCCAGAACGGGGGCAAAAGGGCCUAUUAUGUCCAUCUACUUCCGAGAUCCCGACAGAAAUCUGAUUGAAGUAUCCAACUACAUUUCAUCGUGAUUGAGGCCAGUCCUGUCCAAUUCUGUUCCCAGGGAUGCUGCCCCUCCCCACCCCUCUUGCAAACCUUUGCCUGCAGCACUGAAGACUUAGGCACUUCAUCCUUCCUGCUGUGGGUGGAGCUCAAACAAAUUCAGGACCGAACUUCUAUGUUCAGAAAUUUUCUAUCCAAGCUGCCUCAAUAAAUGGAUAACUUCUCCAA